UAAAAGAUAAUAUCAUUUAAAAAAAAAAAAAAUCAAACAGAAAAACAGAGUCGGAGUAGGAUUGCUAACCAACACCACCAUUACAAACCAUUUUCAUCUCCUUUUCUUCUCACCAAACACAAUUCAAUCAGUUUCCUGCAAUGCUCAGAAUCCUCAACCGGAAGCUCUGGCACCUCUACUCCAAUCUCCGGUGGCGCAUACGCCGUCCCGCGAAGACCAAGAUCGUCAUCCGUCGAUUCGGUCAGCCCACCUCAAAAACUCACCUGAAAGUAGAAUCCAACGGCUCACAUCACGACAUGAAUCCCAAACCAAUUAGAAUAGCCACCUUCAACGCCGCCAUGUUCUCCAUGGCCCCCGCCAUACCCAAAUCCGACGAAGAGUGCUAUCCGAAUUCUUCUAGAAAUGGGGUGGAGUUGGAUAUCCGAAGCAAGUCAGCAAACAAUCGCCCGAAGAGUAUACUCAAGCGUUCUUCGACGUAUUCGUAUUCGACAGGUAAUUCUGUUGACAAUCUCUCUAAGCAACAGCGAUUUGGAAAAUCGAAAUUGCGGGUGUCAAUCAAUCUCCCCGAUAAUGAGAUUUCAUUGGAGCGUACCAGACAGUUGAAUUUCACGGAAGAUGAUAAAGCAGUGCCGUCGAUCAUGGAUAGAAAUUGGAAAGGGAAAGCUCCUAUGAAAUCCAGUUGGAGCUUUAAUGCUCGAAAGGGGAUGAAUGGCCACAGCGAGAGCUCGAGAAGCAAUAGGACGGUUCUUGAUGUUUUGAAAGAGGUGAAUCCAGAUAUCUUGGCUUUGCAAGAUGUGAAGGCGGACGAAGAGAAAGGAAUGAGUCCGUUGUCCGAUUUGGCGGAUGCGUUGGGGAUGAAGUAUGUGUUCGGGGAGAGCUGGGCUCCUGAGUAUGGCAAUGCGGUUCUUUCAAAGUGGCCGAUAAAGAGAUGGAAAGUUCAGAAAAUCAUUGAUGAUACUGACUUCAGGAAUGUGCUGAAAGCUACGAUUGAUGUCCCCCAAGUAGGGGAAGUGAACUUCCACUGCACCCACCUCGACCAUCUGGACGAGAACUGGAGAAUGAAGCAGAUAAGUGCGAUAAUUCAAUCUGAGGAAGUCCCCCACAUACUAGCUGGAGGUCUCAAUUCUCUUGAUGAGAUGGACUAUUCAGCUGAGCGAUGGAUAGAUAUCGUAAAAUACUAUGAGGAGAUUGGAAAACCGACUCCGAAGGUGGAGGUGAUGAGGUUCUUGAAGGGGAAGAAGUACCAAGAUGCCAAGAACUUCUCUGGGGAAUGCGAACCUGUAGUUAUGAUCGCCAAAGGGCAAGCUGUUCAAGGGACUUGCAAGUAUGGAACGCGAGUGGACUACAUACUAGCAUCGCCCAAUUCACCAUACCAUUUUGUGCCCAAUUCAUACACUGUCAUGUCGUCCAAAGGGACGUCCGAUCACCACAUUGUGAAGGUCGACAUUAUGUUCGGUAAAGCAAUGGACGGCAACGAUAGCAUUGGACGUAGACGGCAACACAAGAAAAGGGUUGUGAAGAUGACAAAUCCUUCUUCAUCAAGAGGUAUAUGGGGAACAAAUUCAUGACACAAACUGAUGCUUUUGACCUUUUUUUUUUUUUUUUUUUUUUCCCUCUUUAAUCAUCGGUUUUGCCGAUUAAUCACAUGGUUUUUUUUUUUUUUUUUCUCUAAUUUGGUUUUUGGUUUUUCUAAUUUUAUUUUGGGGAGAGUGUGUUUGUUUAUAAGGCUUGUUCCCCACAUUGAAUUGUGUGUGUGUGUGUGUGUAAAAUGGUUUGAAAUUAGUGGAACUAAUGAAAAAGAAAAGGAGAGAUUUGUGAA
This is a messenger RNA of Magnolia sinica, 1819 nucleotides long. RefSeq lists its product as uncharacterized. Gene Ontology annotation, biological process: GPI anchor biosynthetic process. The transcript has 4 exons. Bases 141 to 1568 code for a protein of 475 amino acids. The record is from RefSeq and is a predicted model, not a curated record. Gene Ontology annotation, molecular function: catalytic activity. Gene Ontology annotation, cellular component: endoplasmic reticulum. NCBI's taxonomy places the organism in Eukaryota, Viridiplantae, Streptophyta, Magnoliopsida, Magnoliales, Magnoliaceae.